This is a messenger RNA of Oncorhynchus gorbuscha (pink salmon), 2553 nucleotides long. RefSeq names its product AMP deaminase 2-like. The record is from RefSeq and is a predicted model, not a curated record. Gene Ontology annotation, biological process: IMP salvage; AMP metabolic process. Gene Ontology annotation, molecular function: AMP deaminase activity. The transcript has 16 exons. Gene Ontology annotation, cellular component: cytosol. The coding region runs from base 202 to 2523 and encodes 773 amino acids. NCBI's taxonomy places the organism in Eukaryota, Metazoa, Chordata, Actinopteri, Salmoniformes, Salmonidae.
UCUCUCUCUCCUCUCUAUCUCUCCCUCUCUCUCUCCUCUCUAUCUCUCCCUCUCGCUCUCUCUCCUCUCUAUCUCUCCCUCUCUCCUCUCUCUCUCUCUCUCUCUCUUACUUCGCGGCUCCCUGACUCUACCUCUGCAGUCUGCUCCAGCUCCACCGUGCUGUGCUGGUCUCUUCUUUCUUGCCUGAACCAGCCAGGGAAGAUGUCGUCCAACCCGUCCCCAGGAGCAGGGUCUGGACCCGGGGCCAAACCCAAAUCCCAGUCCCCCUUCAGGAAGAGGGGCAGCCUGCAGUACUCAACCAGCCCAUUUGACCCCCGUGGUGCCCGCCACCUCCUGACUUCCCAGCAUUCCUUGCCAGGGAUCCCCGUAGCGCUGAAACAGACCAUUGACCUACGCACCUCCAUGGACGGCAAGUACAAGGAGAUUGCUGAGGAGCUGUUCUCUCGCAGCUUAGCAGAGCGUGAUAUGCUCAGCGCCCCUUAUGAGUUCCCUGAGGACAGUCCCAUAGAACAGCUGGAGGAGAGACAACAACGACUACAGAGACAGAUCAGCCAGGAUGUCAAGUUUGAGCCAGAUAUCCUUCUGCGAGCCAAACAGGAGUUAAUGAAGACUGACAGCGCUACUGACCUAGAAUACCUGAAGGAGCAGAGCCAGGCAUUCAUGGACCUGUAUCCCAAGGAGAUGGAGCGGGAAGGAGAGAAGGAGUACCAGCGGGUCUCCAUCUCUGGAGAGGAGAAAUGUGGGGUUCCCUUCACAGACCUGCUGGAUGCUGCUAAGUGUGUAGUGAAGGCCUUGUUCAUCAGGGAGAAGUACAUCGGCCUGUCCAUGCAGAGCUUCUGUCGGACCACAGCCAGCUACCUGGAGGAGCUCAGUGACAGACCUCUAGAUAUGGGUAUCUAUGAGGAGAUACCUGAGACUUCUGUUACUGCAGACUUAGACCAGACGGUCCAUCCUCCUGUCUCCGCCACACACCCCUAUGAGAACCAGGACCCCGCCUGUAUGCCUCCUGAUAUAGGCUACGGCUGCAAGAUGGUAAACGGUGUCGUCCACAUCUACACAAAGAAGGACAGCAUGGACACGUCUACAGAGUUGGAGCUGCCCUACCCAGACCUAUCGGAGUACAUCGCUGAUAUGAACGUCAUGACGGCCCUCAUCAUCAACGGACCCGUGAAGUCGUUCUGUUACCGUCGCUUACAGUACCUGAGUUCUAAGUUCCAGAUGCACAUCCUGCUGAAUGAGAUGAAGGAACUGGCAGCUCAGAAGAAAGUUCCUCACAGAGAUUUCUAUAACAUACGCAAGGUGGACACCCACAUCCACGCCUCGUCCUGUAUGAACCAGAAACACCUGCUGAGGUUCAUCAAGAGGGCCAUGAAGAAGUAUCCAGGGGAGAUCGUCCAUGUGGAGAGAGGCAAGGGACAGACGCUCAUGGAGGUGUUCCAAACCAUGAACCUCACAGCCUUCGACCUCAGUGUGGAUACACUGGACAUGCACGCUGACCGCAACACUUUCCACCGCUUUGACAAGUUCAACGCCAAAUACAACCCCAUCGGCGAGUCCAUCCUGAGAGAGAUCUUCAUCAAGACAGACAACCAUGUAGAAGGGAAAUACUUCGGACACAUCAUCAAGGAGGUGAUGGCUGACCUGGAGGAGAGUAAAUACCAGAACGUGGAGCUGCGUCUGUCCAUCUACGGCCGACAGAGGGACGAAUGGGACAAGCUGGCCCAGUGGGCCGUCAAACACCAAGUCUACUCUAACAACGUACGCUGGCUGUUGCAGGUGCCACGACUCUUUGACGUGUACCACACAAAGAAGCAGCUGUCUAACUUCCAAGAGCUGCUGGAGAACAUCUUCAUGCCUCUGUUUGAGGUCACCAUCGACCCCACCAAUCACCGUGAGCUGCACCUCUUCCUACAGCACGUGGUGGGCUUCGACAGUGUGGACGACGAGUCUAAACCAGAGCAUCACUGCUUCAACAUGGAGAGUCCUCUGCCAGCCAACUGGACUGAGGAAGACAACCCUCCGUAUGCCUACUACCUGUACUAUAUGUACGCUAACAUGACCGUGCUCAACCACCUGCGCAGGCAGAGAGGUUUCAACACCCUGGUGCUGCGCCCUCACUGUGGGGAGGCGGGGCCUAUCCAUCACCUGGUGUCAGGUUUCAUGCUGUCAGAAAACAUCUCCCACGGACUACUGCUUAGGAAGGCCCCUGUGCUGCAGUACCUGUACUACCUGGCUCAGAUCGGCAUCGCCAUGUCUCCUCUCAGCAACAACAGCCUGUUCCUCAGCUACCACCGUAACCCUCUGCCUGAAUAUCUGUCCAGAGGACUCAUGGUCUCACUGUCCACUGACGAUCCUCUGCAGUUCCACUUCACUAAGGUUGGUGAACCCCAACGAUGUAUAGAAAUAAACGCUAUGAAUAGCGGUAUGCAAAUAUAUGCUAUAUUACAUGUCUAUGAUGCCAUGUCACUAGCUAGAAAUAUUUCCAUCCAAUUGGCAACUGAUUUUCAUGAAAAUAUUCAUUAAAAAAAUCUACAUAAAGAAAAUAUACGCAUU